Microdochium trichocladiopsis is the source of this 636-nucleotide messenger RNA. RefSeq lists its product as uncharacterized. Lineage: Eukaryota; Fungi; Ascomycota; Sordariomycetes; Xylariales; Microdochiaceae. The coding region runs from base 1 to 636 and encodes 211 amino acids. The record is from RefSeq and is a predicted model, not a curated record. The transcript is spliced from 2 exons.
AUGAUGCGCCUCUCCGUAGUCGCCAGCAACGUUUUUGCGGCGGUCGUCUUGGCCAGCGACAUAACCUUCUACCUCAACGACAGCGCCUGCACCGGCGCCGCCCUCGUCGUCAGGAACGUCAACCCAGGGACAUGCGCCUCUGUCCCGGUCGGCGCCCCGUCCAUCAGAUUCAGCGGCUCUGCGAGUGAAGCCCGCGACCUCCAGGGCUUCCCAUCCCUAGCGCCCUCGUGCGGCGGCGUCAACCUCCCGCGGGGCGUGCCCUUUGGGACCUGCGUCGGCGGCGGCCAGAGCGGGCCGUUCCGGAGCGCGAGCGUCCGUCGGCGUGUUGGAGCCACCGCAGCCACCUCAGUUGGGACUCAGGCCGGUGGUGGUGGUGAUUCCUGCUGGACGACUGGAUGCGGGGAGGCUGAUUUCAUCGUCCACGAGGACGGGUCUGUUCUCGAUAUAGCUGGCCUGGAAGCCGGCGAGUUGACUGAAGUGGUAAGCAAAAAGGCUCCCCAAGACAUGGGCCGUUAUAAAUUCAAGGAUGAUUGUGCGCUGACACUGGCUGGCCACUCCUAUCUCGAGCUUGUCACCGCCGGCGCAACGGUGGAGGAGAUCAUGGACGGGCGCAACAUCACGCUGAUCGCCGAGUAG